UCUUCUCGCCAUUUUUGCCAACUGCGUGGCCAUGGGAGUAACCAAACCGUACCCUGACGACGACUCCAACGUCACCAACCACCAACUGGAACAAGUAGAGUACGUGUUCCUCGUCAUUUUCACCAUCGAGACCUUUACUAAGAUCCUCGCCUACGGCCUGGUGAUGCACCCCAGCGCCUACAUCCGCAGCGGCUGGAAUUUACUGGAUUUCGUCAUCGUCAUCGUCGGGUUGUUCAGUGUGAUCGCGGAGGGCAUGACGGACCAUAAGCCCGGAGAGGCUCACCACGCGGCGGGCAAACCUGGAGGUCUGGACGUCAAAGCCCUGAGAGCCUUCAGGGUGCUGCGACCGCUCAGGCUCGUAUCAGGAGUGCCGAGUUUACAGAUUGUGUUGAACUCCAUCAUGAAGGCCAUGGUCCCCCUGCUGCACAUCGGUAUGCUGGUGAUGUUCGUCAUCAUCAUCUACGCCAUCAUCGGCCUGGAGCUCUUCAUCGGACGCAUGCACAAGACCUGCUACUCCAUGGGCUCAGGCCUCAUCGUGGAAGACGACCCGUCGCCGUGCGCGUUCGCCGGCAGCGGACGCUUCUGUGACGAUAACGGGACGGAGUGCAGGGGGAAGUGGGAGGGGCCUAACGGCGGCAUCACCAACUUCGACAACAUCUUCUUCGCCAUGCUGACGGUGUUCCAGUGCAUCACCAUGGAGGGCUGGACCGACGUCCUCUACUGGAUGAACGACGCCAUCGGGUUUGAAAUCCCCUGGAUCUACUUUGUCUCUCUGGUGAUCUUCGGAUCCUUCUUCAUCAUCAAUCUUGUUUUGGGUGUGUUGAGCGGAGAGUUCUCCAAGGAGAGAGAGAAGGCGGUGGCUCGGGGCGAGCUGCAGAAGGCCCAGGAGAGCAAACAGAUGGAGGAGGACAUGAUCGGGUACAUGGACUGGCUGAUCGAGGCCGAGGACGUGGACGAGGAGGGGAACAAACGUGCUGCGAUAGCGAAGAAGAAGAUGAUGAAGAAGUUCGGCUGGUACAAGCACAGUGAGGACGGAGGAGAGUCAGACUCCGAUGAUGACAUUGCGUACCUCGAUGACGACAACGGCUUCUGUGCGUCUCUCAUGGCAAAGAUGAUGGCCAACAGCUUCUGUGACCAGUUGUGCCAGCUGAACCACACGAUGAGGAAGAACUGCCGAGUCGCCGUGAAGACGACCAACUUCUACUGGCUGGUUCUGCUGCUCGUGUUCCUCAACACUGUGGCCAGCGCCUCCGAGCACUACGGGCAGCCCAAGUGGCUCACAGAGAUGCAGGAGCGAGCCAACAAGGUCCUGCUGCUCCUCUUCACCCUGGAGAUGCUGAUGAAGAUGUACGCCUUCGGCCUGCAGAUCUACUUCAUGGCGCUGUUCAACCGCUUCGACUGCAUCGUGGUGUUCGGCGGGAUCCUGGAGACGCUGCUGGUGGAGAUGGAGUUCAUCCCGCCCAUCGGCAUCUCCGUGCUGCGCUGCAUCCGCCUGCUCAGGAUCUUCAAGAUGACCCGGCACUGGGCCGCUCUGUCCGACCUGGUGAACUCUCUGCUGAACUCCAUGAAAGCUAUCUGCUCUCUGCUGCUGCUGCUCUUCCUCUUCCUCAUCAUCUUCGCUCUGCUCGGCAUGCAGCUGUUCGGAGGAAAGUUCAAUUUCGACGAGACGCAGAUGAAGAGGAGCACCUUCGACUCGUUCCCUCAGGCUCUGCUCACCUGCUUCCAGAUCCUGACCGGAGAGGACUGGAACGCUGUGAUGUACGACGGCAUCAUGGCGUACGGAGGACCCAUCUUCCCCAACAUGGUGGUGUGCAUUUACUUCGUCAUCCUCUUCGUCUGCGGUAACUACAUCCUGCUGAACGUCUUCUUGGCUAUCGCUGUGGACAACUUGGCAGGAGGCGGCGGGAAAACCGUAGUGGAAGAGAAAAAGGACGACGAGGAAGAGUGGGAUGAGGACGAUGAGAAAGAGGAUGAAGACACAGGGGCCGAGGAGGACGACUGGCAGGAGAACGAGGAGCUGAGAGCCAUCGAGGGGCUGGAGGGAGUUGCUCCGUUAAAGCCGGAGUUCUCGGGACCCAAAGAGAAGAUCGUCCCGAUCCCAGACGGAAGCUCCUUCUUCCUUCUGGGAAAGAAAAACUGUUUACGUGUCGCCUGCCACAACCUCAUCCAUCAUCCGUACUUCACCAACUUCAUCCUCGUCUUCAUCAUCCUCAGCAGCAUCUCUCUGGCUGCUGAGGACCCCAUCAAGUCUCACUCAUUCAGGAAUAUCGUGCUCGGGUACGCUGAUUAUGUUUUCACCUCGGUCUUCACCGUGGAGAUCGUGCUCAAGAUGACGGUGUACGGAGCGGUCCUGCACACCGGCUCUUUCUGCAGGAACGCUUUCAACCUCCUGGACCUGGUGGUGGUCGGCGUGUCGCUCACCUCCUUCUUCCUACAUUCGAGUGCGAUCUCCGUGGUAAAGAUCCUCAGAGUGCUCCGAGUGCUCCGACCUCUCCGAGCCAUCAACAGAGCCAAAGGACUGAAGAACGUGGUGCAGUGCGUGUUCGUGGCGAUCCGGACCAUCGGAAACAUUUUGAUCGUCACGACGCUGCUGCAGUUCAUGUUCGCGUGUAUCGGAGUCCAGCUCUUCAAGGGCAGAUUCUACAGCUGCACAGAUGAAGCCAAACACACACCUGUGGAGUGCAGAGGGACGUUCGUAGUGUAUAAGGACGGGGACAUGAACCACCCCAUGGUGAAGGAGAGGAUCUGGGAGAACAGCGACUUCAACUUUGACAACGUGCUGAUGGGGAUGCUGGCUCUGUUCACCGUGUCCACCUUUGAAGGCUGGCCACAGCUUCUUUACCGGGCCGUGGAUGCCAACGCCAUCAACCGAGGGCCCAUCUACAACUACCGCGUGGAGAUCUCCAUCUUCUUCAUCAUCUACAUCAUCAUCAUCGCCUUCUUCAUGAUGAACAUCUUCGUGGGUUUCGUCAUCAUCACCUUCAGAGAGCAAGGAGAAGCCGAGUUCAAAAACUGUGAGCUCAACAAGAACCAGCGUCAGUGUGUGUACUACGCUCUGAAAGCUCAACCCAUAAAGAUUUACAUUCCUAAGAACCCGUCACAGCUCAAAUUCUGGAGGAUUAUCAACUCCAGCCAGUUUGAGUACAUCAUGUUUGUUCUGAUUCUGGGAAACACGCUCACUCUGGCCGUGCAGCAUUACGAGCAGUCGAAGCUCUUCACCUCCAUCAUGGACAUCCUCAACAUGAUCUUCACCGUGGUCUUCACCAUCGAGAUGAUCAUCAAGCUGCUGGCUCUGCGCGUUCACCAUUACUUCAUCGAUCCCUGGAACUCCUUCGAUGCUCUGAUAGUGGUCGGCAGCGUGUUGGAUAUCGCCGUGUCUGAGCUCAGCGGAGGAGGAGGUCACGGGGAGGGUAAAGGAGAAAGUGGGAAAGUGUCCAUCACGUUUUUCCGUCUGUUCCGAGUGUUGAGGUUGGUGAAACUGCUCAGUAAAGGAGAGGGAAUCCGGACGCUCCUCUGGACCUUCGUCAAGUCGCUCCAGGCUCUGCCGUACGUCGGUCUGCUCAUCGCCAUGAUCUUCUUCAUCUACGCUGUGAUCGGCAUGCAGUCGUUUGGGAAAGUGGCCAUCGAUGACGAGACACACAUCAACAGAAACUGUAACUUCCAGACGUUCUUCAUGGCUGUCCUGGUGCUCUUCAGGUGUGCGACAGGUGAGCAGUGGCAGGAGAUCAUGCUGGCGGCAUUGCCCGGGCGACGCUGCGACCCCGACUCCGACACCGAGCCGGGCGAGGAGUACAGCUGCGGCAGCAACCUGUCCUACAUCUACUUCAUCAGCUUCUUCAUGCUCUGCGCCUACCUGAUCAUCAACUUGUUCAUCGCCGUCAUCAUGGAUAACUUUGAGUAUCUGACCAGGGAUUGGACGGUGCUCGGCACUCACCACCUGGACGAGUUCAAGAGGGUCUGGUCCGACUACGACCCCGAGGCCACCGGUCGUAUAAAACACAUCGAUGUCGUCACGAUGCUGCGAAGGAUUCAGCCUCCUCUUGGUUUUGGAAAACUGUGUCCUCAUCGUGUGUGCUGCAGGAGACUGGUGGCCAUGAACGUCCCGCUGCACUCGGACGGGACGGUCACCUUCAGCGCGACGCUGUUCGCUCUCGUCAGAACUUCACUCAAGAUCAAGACUGAAGGCCCCAUCGACCAGCAGAACGAGGAGUUGAAGAUCAUCAUUAAAAAGCUGUGGAAACGCACCAAACCAAAGCUCAUUGAUGAAGUUAUUCCCCCACCUAGAGGUGAUGAGGUGACUUGUGGGAAGUUUUACGCCAGCUUCCUGAUUCAGGACUAUUUCAAAAAGUUCCGUAAGAGAAAGGAGAGGGAGAGGAAAUCCAAGAAAAAGGACAGGGCGGCUUCUCUGCAGAUGGGGCUGCGCACGCUGCAGGACUUGGCUCCAGAGAUGCGCCUGGCGAUGUCGUGUGACCUGGAGGAAGAGGAGGGACUGGAGGGGGAGAUGGGCCACGAUGAGAUCUUCGACAGCGAGCACGGGACCUCCGUGAACACUACCCCCUGCACCACGCCGCUGCCGCCAAUCGACGCGCUCGUGGAGCAGGUGACGGUGCUCAUGGAGAGCCCGCCCAGCGAGGUGGUGGUGACGGAGCAGGUGAGGGGGAUGCGGGAGCACCAUAAGCCGGGGUCCGAGCUGGCAGGACUCAGCGUGGUGACGGAGCAGCCGCCGAGGUCCGAGCCCAUCUCCAUCAGGGUGGGCACCAUAACAGAGUUGCCUCCUCCUGCUCUCCUCGGGUCUCCUCCUCCUCCUCCUCCUCCUCUGGAGUGUCCUCCUCCUCCUCCAGAGAUCCCUCCAGAGGUUGUAGUUGAAGAGCCGGUGGCGGUGGUGGAGGAGGCUCCGGCAGAAGUACCUGAGCAGGUGCCCGUCAGUGAAGGAGAGCUUGCAGCUCCAGCACCAGUGGAAGAGUACGUGUAUCCAGAACCAGUCCCUCCAGCCCCACCUGAGCCCGUCUACACUGAUCCGAGCCUGCAGAGAGUCGACAGCGUCGGGGAGACACCGUACAGCGUUCUUGAUGCUAACGGCUUCGUCAACACUGACCCUAACAACCACGUCAACACUGACCCUAACAAUUACGUCAACACUGACCCUAACAAUUACGUCAACACUGACCCUAACAACUACAUCAAUACUGGCGCUAACGGUUACGCCAACCCUGCUGCUAACGGUUAUGCUAACGGCUAUGCUAACGGUGGUAACGGUUAUAUUGGCGGCAACAUACACGGAGAGACAGUCACUGUGAGCCCCACUCACUACGGCUCUAAUGGGUACACCGGAAAUGGAUACAUCAGUGAGAACGGUAGCAUCGUUAGCGCUAACGGUUCGGGAAGCACGAUGAACGGCACUGAAAGCAGCAGCAUGAUCAGCGGGUUCACCGGGAACGGAUUCAACGGGAACGGAUUCACCGGGAACGGAUUCAAUGGAAACGAUAACGGAUCAUCGUUCAUCAGGAGGCGCAUUCUGCCGGCCAUACCAAAAGGCCGUAAGCCGUCCUUUAACGUGCAGUGUCUGCAGCCGCAGAGCAGCUUGGACGACGUCCCCAUCCCGGGGUACCAUGGGAACAUAGCCCCCUCCAGAGCCCGUCUACAGACCCAUCACAGCCUGGAACGGACCGGGGCCAUGUCCUCGGCCUCCUGGGUGAACACGGCGACCGCGGGGCCCCCUCCUCACCCGGGGAUGAUGGCCCCCCCCGGCCGUCGCGGGAAGCUCAUCUACUCGCCGAUGUGGAGCGACGCCACGGCCAGCCUCCCCGCCACCAGCCGGGCCCCGGGCUGGUACCCGGGUCAGACCCGGACCCUCGGCAGCGUGAGGAUGCCCCCGGUCACCCAGAGCUACCUGGAGAAAGGAAGCGCAGACAGCCUGGUGGAGUCGAUUCUGAUCUCCGAGGGUCUCGGCGUCUACGCCCGGGACCCAAAGUUCGUGAACUUUGCGAAGCGUGAGAUCGCGGAGGCGUGUCACCUGAGUCUGGACGACAUGGAGAGCGCGGCGUCUGACCUCAUCGCCCGCGGAGCCAGCCAGUCCAUCUCUCGCUUCGAGGACGAGCUGGCGGACGAGAUGAACUGCGUGAUCUCUUACUGAGAUCAGGAAGAAACUGUGAGAGGAAGGGAGGAGGGGAGAUUGUGAGGGGAGGAAGUGUUGUUUGCCGUGGAGAGAAACGUGUGAAACUUUGUUGUCUGAAGGAAAAAUGUUGUGUUGGUAAGUUAUUUUGUAAAUGCCAAAACACACACCAACACACACUCUGACUUUAAGAGCAGUAUGUGGCAGGACACUACGUUGUUUCACUGCAGAAAACUGGACUUUUUUUUGCAUUGUAUUCUCAUUUUAUACUGUACAUGAACUGUUGUUCCUUUAUACUCCUGUACAAACUGUAAAAAUAGUAAAUAUUACAUCACUAAAAUGUUUAUUAUUGAUAACAAGAGUGCAUGCAACAGCAUUUGCUAUUUUAGAGAAAUGAUAAAUAUCCUCUUAUAAGGAACAUGAAAACUAAAAGCAGCAUUUUUGAUUUUGU
Molecule: messenger RNA, 6563 nt
Organism: Eleginops maclovinus (Patagonian blennie)
Lineage: Eukaryota; Metazoa; Chordata; Actinopteri; Perciformes; Eleginopidae
Gene: cacna1fa
Product: calcium channel, voltage-dependent, L type, alpha 1F subunit a
Exons: 45
Coding region: 32-6133 (2033 amino acids)
Biological process (GO): calcium ion import across plasma membrane
Cellular component (GO): membrane; voltage-gated calcium channel complex
Molecular function (GO): high voltage-gated calcium channel activity
Source: RefSeq, a predicted model, not a curated record